Molecule: messenger RNA, 2851 nt
Organism: Ailuropoda melanoleuca (giant panda)
Lineage: Eukaryota; Metazoa; Chordata; Mammalia; Carnivora; Ursidae
Product: guanylate-binding protein 6-like
Molecular function (GO): GTPase activity; GTP binding
Source: RefSeq, a predicted model, not a curated record
CCUUUGGCUGCUUAGAUGAAUCUCCUGUCACUGUAUGUUGCCUUCUCCCCUCCCCUUGCAGGUUUCCCUCUGGGCUCUACAGUGCAGUCUAAAACCAAGGGCAUCUGGAUGUGGUGUGUGCCUCACCCCUCCAAGGCAAACCGUGUCCUGGUCCUUCUGGAUACUGAGGGCCUGGGUGAUGUGGAAAAGGGUGACCCUAAGAAUGACUCAUGGAUCUUUGCCCUGGCUGUGCUUCUGAGCAGCACCUUGGUCUACAACAGCUUGGGCACCAUCAACCACCAGGCCCUGGAGCAGCUGCAUUAUGUGACAGAGCUCACAAAACUAAUCAGGGCAAAGUCUUCCCCAGAAGAGGAUGGCACAGAAGAUUCCACAGAGUUUGUGAGUUUCUUCCCAGACUUUAUCUGGGCUGUACGGGAUUUCAGCCUGGAGCUGAAGUUAAAUGAUCAUCCUAUCACAGAAGAUGAGUACCUGGAGAAUGCCUUAAAGCUGAUUGAAGGCAACAACCCCAGAGUCGAAGCAUCUAAUCUACCCAGAGAGUGCAUCAGGCAUUUCUUUCCAAAACGGAAGUGUUUUGUUUUUGACCGGCCAAUAAACGACACAAAACUCCUAGCCAAUAUUGAGAAUAUACCUGGACAUCAACUGGAUCCUAAAUUCCAGACACAAGCAAUAAAUUUUUGCUCUUACAUCUUUACCGAGGCAAGGACUAAGACUCUCAGAAAGGGAGUCACAGUCACCGGGAAUCGGUUGAGGACUCUGGUGGUGACUUAUGUGGAUGCCAUCAAUACUGGAGCAGUGCCUUGUUUGGAGAAUGCAAUGACAACUCUAGCCCAGCUUGAGAACCCAGUGGCCGUGCAGAAGGGAGCUGACCACUACAGCCAGCAGAUGGCCCAGCGAGUGACGCUCCCCACAGACACGCUCCAGGAGCUGCUGGAUGUGCAUGCAGACUGUGAGAGGGAAGCCAUUGCAGUGUUCAUGGAGCACUCCUUCAAGGAUGACAAGCGGGAGUUCCAGAAAAAGCUGGUGGAACUCAUAAAGGAUAAGAAGGAGCAUUUCUUGCAGCAGAAUGAAGAGGCAUCCGUUAAGUACUGCCAGUCUAGACUCGAUGAGCUUUCACAGGUCCUAAUGGAAAGUAUUUCAGCAGGAACUUUCUCUGUUCCUGGAGGAUACAAUCUCUACAGGGAAGCAAAGGAAAGUAUUGAAUGGAAGUAUUCACAACUGCCCAGGAAAGGAGUGAAGGCAAAUGAGGUCCUCCAGAGAUUUCUGCAGUCGCAGGCUUCAGUAGAGGAAUCCAUCUGGCAGGCAGAUAAAGCCCUCACUGAUGGGGAGAAGGCCAUAGAAGCGGAGAGGGUCAGCAAGGAGGCAGCUGAGUGGGAACAGGAGCUACUAAAACAGAAACUACUAGAGCAGCAACAGCAGUUGGAGGCUCAAGAAAGGACUGUCCAGGAAAACAUAGUACAACUGAAAGAGAAGAUGGAGCAGGAGAGAGAAAACAUACUAAAAGAACAGAACAGGAUGUUGGAGCAUAUGCUGAAGGUCCAAGAAGAGCUACUCAGGGAAGGAUUUAGAAUGAAAUCUGAGAAGAUGAAUGCAGAGAUAAAGAAGUUGAAAAACAGGGUUGAUGCUACUAAAAAUAGCAAUACUCCCUGGUUCACACAAGCUGUGGAAGGAUUGGGCAAUGACAUUGUUAAAAUAGUUACUGCCCCUGUUAGAUUUGUUGAUAAUAUUGUGAGUGGUGUGUUGUCCCUAUUUUCAUAAGAAUUAGCUCUCCAUUUAAAGAAAUUAAGGAAUGUGGGUAUAUACUCUGGCCUAUUUUUGGUGCUUAUGGGGCUUUUAUUCAGCAAAGUUUUAAAUAUAAAAAGUGCCUACAAGAGGACAACAAUGCCUGGCCCACAUUAGAUAGAAUAAAUGCAUGUACACUUUGAUAUAGCAUGUUAACUUUUAGGUAAUACACAUGUGCAAAUUGUAAGUAUAUAUAAAAUCCACUGAGGCAUCACUUUAAAUGACAAAAGAUUGCUUAAUCCGAUUAUUUAAGUAUCUAUCUAUAUAAAUCGGUCCUAUAAAUUGAACAUGUGCAUACACUGGAGUAUUACGUAGCCAGUGUCCUGGGGAAAUGGGAAUGCCCAAACAUUUCGUGGGCUCUUGCAAUCAGGAUCUAAGUUGGCAGAGAUAACCCAGAUACCAGAAAGACAUCAGAGUCUCCCUGUUAAAAUAGGGGUACACGGGAUCCAGGUAAUAAAUGCAGUCCUGGACCAGGGGCAACUAAAUGGGGUCUAGUAUUGGUUUUCAAAUAAGAGUAAAGUUCAUCUAAGAACAAGAACCAUCACAUAUUUUUCUGUACAUCUCCUCAAAGUAUGUUUAGGCACAGAAUGUGCUAAAUAAACAUCUCCUGGAAAAAUAAAAUGUUGACACCUCCAUGAUUGUUUUCAAUUGCCAGAAUCCUAUAAACACUCCGAAGCUCUGAGUUAAUAGAUAGUUUGGAUUUUAGACACCAGAUUAAGGUCUCCAAGAUGAUUUAAAGGCUAGUGGAACAAAACAAACUUUUCUGGUGAUGUCUCCUACUCUGUGAGCUUGUGCAUUACAAUCUCUGUGUCUCUGUGAGGAUGUUAACACGUCUCCACUGCAGAUUUUAAACGGAUCCAUCUAGCUGUGGCUUCAAGUAUUGAGAAGGAAGAAUGGCUUUGCCUUUAUAAGAAAGAAACAUGUAGGGGUGCCUGGGUGGCUCAGUCAUUAAAUGUCUGCCUUUGGCUCAGGGCGUGAUCCUGGCGUUCUGGGAUUGAGCCCCGCAUCAGGCUCCUCCACUGGGAGCCUGCUUCUUCCUCUCCCACUCCCCCUGCUUGUGUUCCCUCUCUCG